Hydractinia symbiolongicarpus is the source of this 1112-nucleotide messenger RNA. RefSeq names its product phospholysine phosphohistidine inorganic pyrophosphate phosphatase-like. Bases 137 to 940 code for a protein of 267 amino acids. Lineage: Eukaryota; Metazoa; Cnidaria; Hydrozoa; Anthoathecata; Hydractiniidae. The transcript is spliced from 6 exons. Gene Ontology annotation, molecular function: inorganic diphosphate phosphatase activity; phosphatase activity. Gene Ontology annotation, cellular component: cytosol. The record is from RefSeq and is a predicted model, not a curated record. Gene Ontology annotation, biological process: dephosphorylation.
CUAUAUCCAGACGUCAGUGACUCCUAUACUUUUAACACCAACCUUGUCCCCAGGACCUCUGCGUAAGGAACAAAGUUUCUAAAACUCGUGUAACUAGUAUUACUUGUAGAAGAUUCAGUAAAACUAUAAACACAUCAUGUCAUGUCCAUCUUGGUUACAACAUCCAUUGAAAGGUUUACUCUUGGAUAUUUAUGGCGUGUUGAUUAACAGUACCGAUGCUGGUCCCAAAUUAAUAGAUGGGUCAUUAGAUGCUGUGCAAAGACUAAAAUCUGCUUCGAUUCCUCUUCGCUUCUGUACAAAUGAAUCACAGCUAUCGCAAGAGAAAGUAGUGGAGCGUCUUCGCUCACUUGGUUUUCCUGUGGAAGCACAUGAAGUAUUCUCGCCCAUCCCAGCUGUCAAAAACAUUUUGCAUAAAAGAAAUCUCCGUCCAUAUACAAUACUUCAUGAUAAUGCGAGAGAUGUCUUUAAUGAAUUCGAUCAUGCAAAUCCGAAUUGUGUUGUUAUUGGUGAUGCUGGGAAAAACUUCACGUAUGAUGCACUAAACGAGGCGUUCCAUGUAUUGAUGAACCAUCCUGUCUUGAUCACAAUGGGUUAUGGAAAGUUUUACAAAGAAAAUGACCAACUUGUACUGGAUGUUGGAGCAUUUUCUAAAGCGCUUGAGUUUUCGUGCAAUGUUACACCAACCAUUGUUGGAAAACCGUCUGAAGAUUAUUUUAAAACAGCUUUAAACGACAUGGGUGUGACUCCUAGCGAGGGAAUGAUGAUUGGGGAUGACAUUGUUGGUGAUGUUGGCGGUGCACAAAAUUGUGGUAUGCGUGGUGUGCAAGUGCGCACAGGAAAAUACAGAUCAACCGACGAACCACAUUUAACUGUCAAACCAGACGGUUAUGUUGACAACUUGAAAGAAGCUGUUGAUCUGAUACUAAAAUAUCAACAUUAACAUUUUUCCUAUCUUGACUGUUACCAAUGUAAUGUGGAAAACAAGAAUCAGAGAUAGUUAGCAACUUUGAAGAGCAGCGAGAGGCGGAAUCGACAUAAAAGCAGUUUACAACAGUUUGUGAGAAAAGGUUUUUAGAUUAAAUACAUAUUACAUUUUUUUAGCUAUUUAUUCA